UGGCAGGGAUCCUCCACGUGACUCGAGUCAGCAGGGGAAGAACAUGUCAGCCUCCAGUUGAGGAGUGAUGCUGUGAACUGGAGAUAAAUUCAGAAUAACGCAGGAUUUCCUGCAGUAAUGCUGAGUCUGUCCAUCGGAGAGGUCUCUGCAGCUCUGAGGAAGGGAAGGCUGUCGGCCACAGAGCUGUGCAGAAGAUGUCUGAACCGCAUCAGGAAAACGCGCCAUCUCAACGCCUACAUCACUGUAACAGAGGACCUGGCCAUGAAACAGGCGCAGGAGGCAGAGCUCAGGCUAACCAGAGGUAAACCUCUCGGUCCGCUGGACGGUAUUCCUUUCUCUGUUAAAGACAACUUCUGCACGGAAAACAUAGAGACCACCUGCGCCUCACACAUGCUAAGAGGUUAUUUUCCUCCAUUCAGUGCCACGGUGGUGCAGAAGCUCUUGGAUCAGGGCGCUGUGCUCGUAGGGAAGACCAAUUUAGAUGAGUUUGCUAUGGGAUCCGGCAGUACAGAUAGUGUGUUCGGCCCAGUGCGGAACCCCUGGAGUUACUCUGUCUCAUACCGUGAGCAGAGCAGGGAACAGGAUCCUGACUCCGAUUGGGUGAUCGCAGGCGGGAGCUCUGGAGGAAGUGCGGCUGCUGUGGCGUCUCUCAGCAGCUUUAUGGCAUUGGGGUCGGACACAGGAGGCUCUACACGUAACCCUGGCUCUCUGUGUGGGUUGGUGGCUCUGAAACCCACCUACGGCCUGCUCUCACGCCACGGCCUCAUCCCUCUGGUCAACUCUAUGGAUGUCCCAGGCAUCAUGACCAGGACUGUGCAUGAUGCAGCUACAGUGCUGGAUGUUCUCCAGGGCCGUGAUGAAAAAGACUCCACCACAGUUGAAUCCGCUUACUCGCCCUCUAGCCUUCCAGAGGAGUUUGAUGUCAGAGAUAUCUGCGUGGGCGUACCAAAGGAGUAUCAUGCCCCGGGGAUGUCGGCUGAGACUCUGGCGCAGUGGGGGCGCGUGGUGGCCCUGUUUGAGCGUGCUGGGGCGCGAGUGAAAGAGGUUUCGCUCCCUCACACACAGCACUCCAUCGUCUGCUACCAUGUGCUCUGCUGCUGCGAGGUGGCGUCCAACAUGGCACGCUUCGAUGGCCUGCAAUACGGUCAUCGGAGCAAAGUGGACAGCUCUACUGAAGCACUGUAUGCCACGACGCGUCACGAGGGCUUCAACAGCGUCGUCCGAAGUAGGAUCCUUGCUGGGAACUACUUCCUAUUGAAACAGAACUACGACCGUUACUUUGUGAAGGCCCAGCAGAUCAGACGUCUGAUUACAGAAGAUUUCCGGCGCGUUUUCCAGUCAGGUGUUGAUGUGCUUCUCACGCCCACCACACUGAGCGAUGCAGCGCGCUACUCUGACUUCAUCCAGGAAGACAAUCGCACACGCAGCGCCCAGGAGGACAUCUUCACCCAGCCAGUCAACGUGGCAGGUCUUCCUGCCGUUACCGUACCAACAGCGCUCUCAAGCAGAGGCCUUCCCAUCAGCCUGCAACUGAUUGGACAGUCUUUCCAGGACAUGAAGUUGCUGACAGUGGCCAAUUGGAUGGAGCAGCAGCUCGACUUCCCCAUCAUCCGUUUCCAUGACGACACAGCGGAGAGAGAGAGACAGACAGACAGAUAGGACCAGGAACGAGAAUGCAAAUUGGGGUCAUGAAUGAUAAUAGCGAGGGUCAUAUUGGUGCAGCGUACAAACACAAUUUGCACUCAAAUAAGAAAUGCAGUCAUUCUGAUGAGAGCAGCCUUAUUGCCGGUGUCGGGUUUCGGAGCUCAUUUCCAUCUUGUUUUGUACCUGUGCUGCAGUUUGUGAAUUCAGUAAACUGAGCUGUGUUUGACAUCCUGGA
Messenger RNA from Pygocentrus nattereri (red-bellied piranha), 1879 nucleotides. RefSeq names its product glutaminyl-tRNA amidotransferase subunit QRSL1 (gene qrsl1). The transcript is spliced from 11 exons. Gene Ontology annotation, molecular function: glutaminyl-tRNA synthase (glutamine-hydrolyzing) activity. Gene Ontology annotation, biological process: mitochondrial translation; glutaminyl-tRNAGln biosynthesis via transamidation. Gene Ontology annotation, cellular component: mitochondrion; glutamyl-tRNA(Gln) amidotransferase complex. The record is from RefSeq and is a predicted model, not a curated record. Lineage: Eukaryota; Metazoa; Chordata; Actinopteri; Characiformes; Serrasalmidae. The coding region runs from base 118 to 1659 and encodes 513 amino acids.